GCCAGGCCGCGCCCCGCCCCUCGCCGCCGCCGCUCCCGGGGAGGCUGCGCUCGAGCUGCGGCGCCGGCUGCAGCCGCCUGGGCCCCGGGCCCGGCUCCUCCCGCGCCGCCCGGGCGAUGAGAAGCUGCUUCUGCGUGAGACGGAGCCGGGACCCGCCGCCGCCGCAGCCGCCGCCGCCCCAGCGGGGAACAGACCAAGCCACCAUGCCUGAAGUCAAAGAGCUUUCAGAAGCCUUGCCAGAGACACCAAUGGACCCCAUCACGGGAGUCGGGGUGGUGGCUUCCCGGAACCGAGCCCCAACGGGCUACGAUGUGGUUGCGCAGACAGCAGAUGGUGUGGAUGCUGAUCUCUGGAAGGACGGCUUAUUCAAGUCCAAGGUUACCAGAUACCUGUGUUUCACAAGAUCAUUUUCAAAAGAAAAUAGUCAUUUGGGGAAUGUGCUGGUGGACAUGAAGCUCAUCGAUGUCAAGGACACGUUGCCUGUGGGCUUCAUUCCCAUCCAAGAGACGGUGGAUACACAGGACGUGGUCUUUAGGAAGAAGCGGCUAUGCAUUAAGUUUAUUCCCCGGGAUUCAACUGAAGCUGCCAUUUGUGACAUUCGCAUCAUGGGCCGGACCAAGCAGGCACCUCCCCAGUACACAUUUAUUGGGGAACUGAACAGCAUGGGCAUUUGGUAUCGAAUGGGCAGAGUGCCAAGAAACCAUGACUCGUCUCAGCCCACCACACCCUCCCAGUCUUCAGCCGCUUCUACCCCAGCCCCAAACCUUCCCAGGCACAUCUCCCUAACACUACCGGCUACCUUCCGAGGCAGAAACAACACCAGCACAGACUAUGAGUACCAGCUCUCCAAUCUGUAUGCCAUAUCAGCAAUGGAUGGUGUGCCUUUUAUGAUUUCAGAGAAGUUUUCCUGCGUUCCAGAAAGUAUGCAGCCCUUUGAUCUCUUGGGAAUCACCAUCAAGUCUCUGGCGGAAAUUGAAAAGGAGUACGAGUACAGUUUCCGCACUGAGCAGAGCGCAGCAGCUCGGCUCCCACCCAGCCCUACCCGGUGCCAGCAGAUCCCCCAGUCCUGAGGAGCCCACAGUCUCCUGGGGGAGAAGACAUUUCCUCCCCGGUGCCCAGACUACUGAUGUGGUGGCUGGGGUGAGAGUCACUCCCUCCCUCACCUGCCUAUUCUGCUUGCCCUGCUCACUGGUCAUGAGACUCUGGGCAGCUGCUUGGUCAUAUAUGGUCAUCAGUUCACCUGGUGAGACUUCCCUGCCUCCCCAGGAACGUUGUUCAUAAUUGUGACUAAUGUAUGUGCUGUUAGUGACCAGAGGCUCCUGUGUGAUGACCACUUACCCCACCAAGAAAGAAAACUCCUUCCUUACCUGGAGUCACCCAUGAGGGCCUGGGCACAUACUCCAGCCGCCCAGUGACACCCACUGGCUCCAUCAACUGACCAUCACCUACCACGGAAAUCCCACAAAGCCACUAGCUCCCUCCUGGGAGACCCCAGGGUUGACUGCUUCACUUAGGACCCUGCAAGAUGCACUGAUAGCCUCUGACCCAGCAACCUGGGAACAAGCACCACUGGUCAGCAGGCUCCAGUGGCCCACUCGUGCAUUUCAUGAUGGCACUGAGAAGCAGGACUGAGAUGCACUUGAGACAACUGUGGACUCUUCCCCCACUCCACACACUGGAUGUCCAGCGAGCACAGACAGGACCCCACUUUCUAUAGAGGUGACUGGGUGCCUACCUGGAUGGAAACUUGGCUGCUAGGGUCCUGUGCCCAGCCACAGGUGCCGAUCCCCACAAAGGGCUCAUCUGUGGAGCGCCCACCUGCUGACGACAGCUCCACAGGCCUCUGCCCGGUGCCCUGACCUGGUGGCAGCUGGCACAGAGCAUGCUCUCAGAAGAAUGGUACAGAGGCACCAACUCGUCACAGCCAGAUCCCCCCCCCCACCCCACCUUACCCCCGUCUAGACGGCACCUUCCACCAGGGAGCUGCUGUUCUGAAAAGCCCUUGUGUCCCAGGCCUCAGAAUUUGGGCCAGGACAUUUCACAGGUGUCAACCUGAGGUGCCAAGUUGAACCCUCCAUGUGUCGCCAUGAGAACAGUAGUCACUACUGUCCCAGCUCUCAGCCUCACCACCAUGCACUGCUUUGCCACCAUUGGCUUUUAGGGCUUGACUGACAUUGGUCCCAUGGCAUCUGUGGAUGUGAAGAACUGCCCAGUGAUCAGUGGCCAUGGGCAACUACUUACCAGCUGGUACACACCUUCAGUUACAGCUCUAUAGAGACAGCCAUGGGCAGCUGGGUAUCCAAGGUGCAAAAGGAUCAGGAGCAAGAACAAGCCAAAAAGAUGGCAUGAGCUGAGGCAGGGCCAAAAAUACCUCACCAACCUACAUCAGCCCCUCCUCCGUUCCAGACCCUCAGGCCCUUUGUAGACUACCCUUCCUUCCCAGUCAGCCAGUCUCUCUGCUUGAUGGUACUUCAUUUCUAUGUGUCAGGAAGGGUCCUUGCUUCCCCUCAGAUGUGAGCAUACCCUGUGGGGUACCCAUCAACCCCUUGCCUCUGGGCCCCACAUCCUCCAGGUAGCAGAGGUCAUGAAAAGGUGGUGCCCCAGAGGCCAUGGAGUCAACAUAGGCAUCUCUAGCAAAGCCUAGUGCCACACUGGUGCUCAAAGGAGCUAAUGAACUGACUCCAGAUGGCUCCACGAGCUGGGGAUUCCAAGGAGCUAUGUCUGCUGCUGCUGGGACAUCAACUGGCUUGUGUGACCUGAGGCCCAACAGAGGGGGCAACCACCAUAGUCUGAGUUAACCUGGAAGGUCAGGUACAAAGCUCUGUACUCCUGACCACUUCAUUUAAGUCUGUACACUUUGACCACUCUUUCCAUUCCUCACUUAUGAAGUCAUCUCUGUCACACGAUGCCAGGUGGCCCUCGGGGGAGGACAAGGACGAGGAUGUGGCUUCUCUGCAGCUCUCACAGAUCCUAGAAGUUCCAAACUGAAGACUGUGGACCUGCUAGUAAUCCACACAGCCAAGUGAGGGGAUUCCUGGAGAAAGGUCCAUCACUCUGCACUCCCACAGGACUCCACCACUGGGAGGAGGGCAAAGCACAUGCUCUGAGCUGGAGCAGUCUCCAGAUGGACACAGCAGACUUAGUUGAAGAAGAACCCUGACUGAGGCUGUUGUAGCGCCAACAGCUUCUAGCUUUUGAAGUGUUGAGGAUGACUUGGUGUCUGUGGUAGGUUCUAGGUUGCACCCAACCCCUGGUUUCUUGUCUUCUGGUGAUGGUAAUGGUCAUAUGUGCAUCCCAUUGUCCGCCUUGUGUGGACCUGGCAGACCCAGACCUGGGAGAGAGGGCUGUGGCUCAUAGCAGCACUGAGUGGCCUUUGAGUACCAUGUGGCAGGCAUACUGUCAGAUGAGCACAAGGAUUCACUGGGAGACAUGAAGAGCCGUAGCCUCUCCCAUGGGUCUCCCCCUCCCCUACCAGCAUGUCCCACAACUACUGCUGUUCCUGCAAGCACACACAUCUCUUUCGAAAUGGCUAACCAGAGCACAGUUCCCUAUCCCCACCAUCCCCAUCCUGAAAAGUUGGUUCCCUCCUAAGGGCCUUGGAAAUGGCACAUGGGUGACAAGCGGGGGUGGGGGUGGAGGGUGGGAGGGCUCACUUGCAAAUUUAUCAUAAGAGCAAAUCUAAGAAUCAUGUCAGCCUAACUCUGCCACGUAGAGAGGUGAGAGCCUCACUCUCCUCGGGGGACUCUUCUUCCUGGUGGUCUGCAGCGUGUGGCCACCCGUGGCCAAGGUCAUGCUGCAGCCCCUGUCAGAAGAUGUCCAGCAGGAGACUGGGGUCCUGAGCAUACACACCCUCCCUUCCACUGGGCUUGGCUGUCUUAAGCACAUUUCCUGUCAUCCCCCAAACAAGCCCAACAAUGGGUGCUCUUUGCCCCAUCACAUGAGGAGCCUGAGGCAUGUCUAGAAGCUUGCCGGUGGCACAGACAGAAUCUGACCCCAAAGUCCCUGGGCCAACCACCUGGCCUUUGUGUCCAUCCCUGUGGGCUUUUUUUUUUUUUUUGCCAUGGAGAAGUCAUCACACCAUGGCCGUGGGUUCCUGACAUGGAUCAGACUGAGAGUCUGAUAGUCCUGUGUGCCCACCCACACCUGAGGGCCCCCCAGCCUGAGACCAUCUCCUGCCACAUUUGUGGACUCCUGGCCAGGGAGGAGAUAGAAAAGGGCCUUGGUGUGCUGCUGGGCCAUGAAGAGCUGAACUCAUGGAAUCAGUUAGUGCCCAACUGAGCCCCAGAGCCUGCUCCCAGCUCCCUCAGGUGACCCAGGUGCCCCAGCCUUCUCCACCUGCUCUGGGCAUGAGCCCUUGAGCAACUGCAACAUCUGCACCAGGAGACCAGGCUUUGUUCCUCUUCAAAAGCUUGUGAGCCGCUGGGCCACCAUGUCAUGUGGCGCAGGAACAAGGACCUUAAGGACGGCUGCCUUCCUGUGUGUAUUCAAGGUGACUGCUUGGCAAGGGAGGCCUCACUGUGUGACUCUAUCUUAAUGUAAUUUGUUAAAUAAAUGUUUGUUUUAACCUCGG
Molecule: messenger RNA, 4570 nt
Organism: Mastomys coucha (southern multimammate mouse)
Lineage: Eukaryota; Metazoa; Chordata; Mammalia; Rodentia; Muridae
Gene: Mvb12b
Product: multivesicular body subunit 12B
Exons: 10
Coding region: 117-1070 (317 amino acids)
Biological process (GO): virus maturation; regulation of epidermal growth factor receptor signaling pathway; viral budding
Cellular component (GO): late endosome; ESCRT I complex
Source: RefSeq, a predicted model, not a curated record